Messenger RNA from Rotaria sp. Silwood2, 4030 nucleotides. NCBI's taxonomy places the organism in Eukaryota, Metazoa, Rotifera, Eurotatoria, Philodinida, Philodinidae. The record is from the annotation of a GenBank genome assembly.
AUGGGUGCACUUUCUAUUAAAAAAUUCAAUCCAGCUAAAUAUGAUAAUAUUAUUAGAUCGUAUCGAUGUAAAAAAAAUUAUGAAAAAAGUUCCGGUACAAUGAAAUCUGCUGCUAUUCUUAUUAUGUUCAAACGAUCAGUUCCAAAAUAUGGAGUUUACUAUACUAAGUACGUUGGCGAUGGUGAUUCAAAAACCUUUUCAGUGCGUUCAAAAAUCGUACCUUAUCCAGUUCAUAAUAUACUUCGAUUACAAAUGACACUUGCCUUCACCAUUCGAAAAUCCAAGCAUGAUCUGGAUUUAUUAUUUAACGGAUCUUGGGGAAUAUUUUGGCAUAAAUGUUCAACCAAUGAUGAUCCUCAUCAUGAUUAUUGCAGUAUUGAUUGGUGUGGCUAUUUGAAAUUUGUUCGUGAUAAAACUCCAUACGAUCAUACGUUACAUGCUCUAUCUCGUCCUGUACUUGAUGCAAUUAAACCUGUUUUUAAAAAUCUUUGUUCACGGAAAAGUCUUGCUCGUGUGGUGGAUGCUUCAACUCAAAAUCCAAAUGAAGAUUUUCAUUCGUUUGUGUGGCUUAUGCAAGGGGGGAAAAGCGGAUCCCGGGAUCCCCGGAUCCUCCGUAUCCUCUGGAUCCCCUGGAUCCGCACCGUAUCAUUUGGAUCCCCUGGAUCCCACCAGAUUCUCUGGAUCCCCUGGAUUCACACCGGAUCUUCGGGAUCCCCAUUGGAUCCUCUGGAUUCUCUGGAUCCUCACCGGAUCCCGGAUACGUGUUACAUGAAUAUAGGAGGAUACGACAAUAAUACAGAAAACUGACGAUGCCCUUUUUCUCUAUGAUGAAAGGUGGUGGUAUGAAAACUACUGGGCAGAACAAUCAGAAAUUCAGUUUUGUGUUCUGCCAACCAGUCCACAUGUGUCAUAACUACAUCUUUUUUCAAUCAAAAGUUGUUACACCUCUUUGAUUCUGAAAUGUGUCGUGGAAAUGAAAGUUUUAAGAAUUUUGGUGCAAAUUUUUGAAAAAAAAGAUUGUUCUGUGCCCAAAGUAUUUAAAUAUUUCUAACAACACGAUAUGCAAACAUCGCGUAUUUUGUGGUCUUCUAUCGUAGACAUAAUCCAGCGAAAAUACAUCCGGCUGACUGGAGAUGCUGAACGUCUACACCUCUGAUCUUGAUGUAAUAAUCGUAAAUAGUGAUUUGGAAUGAACGAACGAUGAAUGAGUUCACCAGUAUGAUGAGGUGCACGGCAGAAUGAUCAUUUUUCGGUAUUAUGUGAAUAUACAUAUUCCAACAAUAAAUUCUGUUAGAAAGUUGAUAUUUUGACUGUAGCGAAAUUUCAUUGAGCAGUUACUGUGAAAAAAAUUCAGCUCUCUGAAUGGCUCAUAUCGCUGAGUGGACUUUCCACGGAACUAUGAUUUUUACUGAAAUCACGAUUUUGGCAGGGAUCGAUAUCAUCAAAUACCUGAUCAAUAGAAGCCGCAUUGUUGUACUUUGAAGUGCACACUGAACACUACCAAGUUAUGCCAGAGUUAACGUGGGAUCUCCUAGAAUCGGUUUGGGAGACUUAUUGGAAGAUAUUGAGAAAUGACCUAUUUAUCAUGGAAAAUAUACUCCAAUUCAUUUCGAAAUUGAUAGAAAAAAUUCAUCGAGUGAAGUGAAAUCUGCUCAGUUUAAAUCAGCAUAUAGCCAUCUAUGGAUGCUCAUAAAAAGUUUUUCGAAAGCAACAAAAGAGAACUGUUUUUUUGUAAAGUUUUCGUGGAGAAGUACAGAGAUUUUUAAAAAGCUUCACCAGAAGCCCUAAGGAGGGUAUGAAGAUUUUUCAAAAACAACUGCUAUUUUCAAAGGACUUUUCUAUGGAAUUCUAUAGAAAUCCAUGUCAUUAUUUAUGCUGGGUUGAGUAUAUUUUUUAUGAUGAAAAUUUUCUAUCAAUUUCUAAAUGAACUAUACUAUAUUUUCUAUAGAAAAUGGUUCAGUUUUAAGUAUCUUUCAAUAAGAUCUCAUGAGCGAUUGCACAGAAUCCUAAGUCAAUUUUGUGUCGCAUUGUUGCAAUUGCAACAAGAGUGUACUUCAAACUAUAUCGACCGGAGUUUUAUUGAUCAGACAUUUUAGGAUGUCGUAACCUUCCAAAAGCGUUUUUUUUCGUCCAAAUCAUCAUUUAACGGACAGUUUCCUAACUAGUAGAUCUUUUUAUAGCUAGAAUUUUGCUUCUGUCACAUACGUCGAUUGUGAGAUAUGCAUAUCCGCGGAUCUUCGAAAAAUGACAAUUUUAUACUGUAUGUGAUAGUAAUAAUACGCUCAUUGAUAAUUCCCUCAUUUCAAUUCGCUUUUCUGCAAUAAGUACACCAACUUGAGAUGUAUAGAUAUUAAAAAUUUAAAAUUAAGUGGAUACGUUUUUGCUGAGAUAUACCUUCACGCAAAAUCUCAAAAUAUGUGGCUUUUUGGCACUAACAUUGCCAGAAACAUUUAAAUUUCUGAGAACGUAACACAACCUUUUUGGAAUGGUUUAUUUUGUAAAUCCUGAAACUAUUUCCAUUACAUACUUUAAAGUGGGUAAAAUCUCACGGCUUCGAUUGAAAGCAAAUCCAAUCGUGUUUUAUGUAGACUUGCUCAUAUACUAAUUGGCUUCGGCAUCAUAUUGUGCACAGAUUGGGCUAAGGCUCAACAGGUAGAGUGAUUGGGCACUAAAUAAUGAAAAUUUUCAUUCUCCUUACCUUACAUCUAUUAUAUUCAAUAGAGCAAGGUAUUCAAUGUUGAAAUAAGUGGUAAAACAAAGUGCAAACUCUUUGAAAUCGAUAAAAUUUCUUUGUCAACCCUGACUCGCUCCAGUUGCAUCAUAUUUACGGGUGAAAAGCUCACGUUCGUAAGUGCCGCUGAUAUAAACGUGUGUUUUUCUUUUGGACCGUUCAUGGGCUGUCCUAGGGGGCGCCAGUAAUAUAGAAUGGGCUAAAUUUUCGGGACACCCAUAACUCUUCUUGGUGUAUAUAACAAGAUGCCGGUAAAUCAUCACGAGCUGUAUAAAUAUAACGCUGAUCUCCAUUACUCAUAUGGAUCAAUGCAAAGUUGUUGUCGUAUCUCUUUGAGUACUUGGCACUGGUGAUUCUUGUUUCUGAGGAAGAUCUUUUUCUGAGUAGUACUCAUAUUUGUUGAUAGUUUGUACCACAAUGACUCCCAGUAACUCUUUUGUGUCUGCCUCCUUGGUUGUCCUCAUAUUGUUCGGAUGUCUUUCUGUGCAGAUCUCGAACACUCUUUAGUGGCUUUCUGUGUUUAAUUAGAACAUCUCUGCGAGCUUUAUGUCAGCAGGGCACUGAUGAUUUGUUGUGCGCUUACAUCAUUGUAGUCCUGGCCGAUUUUUUCGAUUUAAUGAUUCAUAAAAUAUCUAACUUUCACGUGAUGAGUUCUGAUGUUGACGUUUAUAAGCUGCGAUGAAGUUUCCACGAUCACUAGGAAAAGUAUCGUCUUUCUUAUGAUUAUCUCAGUGAGUAAUGCAAGGCCAUUGCGUUAUAUGGUUGCCAAGAUUCAGAAUAUUUUUUAAGAGUAUCGCGAAUGUUAGCGAAACGUUUACGCUCGAUGCAACACAUCAUGUAGCCCAUGGUUACUUACACACAUUUAAUCUCUAUACCUUGGUUCUCAUAGAGAUCUUCUUAUGAUACCAGGAGUUUCGCAUUGUGUUACCGGAAAGGACUGUCGUUGUUCAUCUGAGUGAUGCUGUAAGUGUGCUCUUCAUAUACAUGUGCACGAAGACACCAAUCAUUAUUUACUGUUAAAGAGGUCAUUCCCUACACUGAAAAAAAAAAGGUGCCACACGAAACCUUGGAGGUUCCGUGGAGUUUUACUGUACUAUAGAAGUAUCCGUAGCAUCACACGAAACCUGUAUGAGGUUUAGCAAUAUCCAAGGUUUUGUAACAAACUUUUAAAAGCUUCGAAACUUAGAAAGGUUUCGUCCUGAACCUUUUGUAAUUUGCGAUACUGAAGAGAUUUCGUUAUAAACCCUUUCCCGUUUCGUAUUCAAAAAGGUUCCGUUAUAUACCUCGUCAUGACAGCGU